UGCAGCAGCCGCGAAUCGGGUGGAAGGAAGCAAAGAGCAUUAUCAUUUAUCACACGUGCUUGCUUGGUCAACAUUUAAUUUGUUUAUUUCAAUUAUUUGUUGAAAGUAGUGAAAUAUAUGUCGCUACUACUUGCUACCUCCCUACAAAUAUGGUAACUCGUCAUCAUCCAGGUUAAGAUUUUCGAUUGUUCUUCAUCCGACCCCUUGGCCUUGUCGAGAUGCCGCCCUCCUCAUCGGAUGAGGACGAAGUACAAUACAUCCCUUACACAAAGCCACCCCCACCACUGAUAGAUCUACUCGAAUCCUCCGAAGAUGACGACGACCAAGCUUCGUCCAAAUCAAAUAAAAAGAAGAAAAAGAAACAAUCCUCGACAUCUUUCAUACCUUGCUCAGUUACCAAAACGCUUCUUCAAAGCUCGUCUUCCUCUUCCACAGAAAUUGUAGGUCAGACCACUAUCUCACCUCCAAGUGCUGCAAUAAAUGCUGGUAAAAGAUCUGAACAAUUGGUAAUAAAUCCCGUACACAAUAAUGCUGGGACGAGCGGUGAUCUGAAUGUCGCCUCGCUUAGUGGUAAGCACAAUCGAAGCUUGACGCAUGUUGGUGCCAAUAGUUCACCGUCAACAGGUGGUAAUCACCUGCGGAGGACUAAAGAACACCCAUCCUUGCCCAGCAACGUACGGGUAGCUACUAGUUCAGUAUUUGAGCCAAAUAAUGAUGACGCACUUGGAGGAGGAUUGUCAAUCCCAAGGUCCGAUAAGAACGGGGUGAUAGUGGGCCUCGAGGGGAACAAUAAUAAGUUAGGUAAUAGGAAAACGCAGGUUACAGAGAAAGCAACAACAUCAAAGCGAAAGAGGACAUCGACAAGUCCGGCAUCGUCGUCGGAUGCUUCUACCCCCAGCAGAAGAGAAAAACUCCCUUCAAAAAAGCAAAUAUCCAAGCAAAGGACGAGUGAGGAGAUUAACAAUUUUUUGGUUACGCUUGGAGUAUUGGGAUCAACGCCAGCCGUAGAAGAAUCGCCGCCUCCUCCCAAAGAAAAAAGAGCAAAGAAGUCAAAAAAGGUGCGGGAUCCACCUCCACCUGAACAGCAAGAUGAUGUCCUUCCGCUAGAUGCGUCAUCAUCAGAAAAGAAGAGGAAGAAAAAGAAGGCUUCAAAAUCAGAUAAAGAAACUGUUAGAGAAAAGAAAGCUUCAAAAUCAAGUGAAGAAACUGUAGGAGAAACCUACGAGCAACGCAAGCUACGACUCAAAACCGCUAAUCAAAGAUCACGAGAUGAAACAGAAACUGUCGUGGUUUCUAGAAGAUCAAAAUCCAGGAUUCCAGAAGAUCAAAUCUCUCCAGCAUCCGAUGAGGUAGAUUUUGGCAACCAAGCACCAUCAACAUCCCUGUUCGCCGAUGUCAAUCCGAGCCCCACCGUGGGAAUGUUGACGAGAGCGGAACGAGCAGCGUUGUCGUUUAACGUAUCUUCUGUUCUGAAAUCUCCCAAGUCUUCGAAGCAUGUGUCGCCUUCUACUCCCAUUUCACCAUCACGCGAAGAUAAUAGAAGACAACGAGAAUUGCCGGAUAAAAUUAUUGGUAUGUACCCACCACAUCCCUGCAAUUCUCCAGGUUUAGAUCCGACAAUUCCCAAGCCAGACGGCAAUGUCAAUAAUGCACGAGGUCAACAGAAUGACCCACCACCGGUGUACCUUCCAUCAUUCUGGACACCUGCAAUGGUCAAGUUCUACGAUACAACGAUCAACGACAACUUUCACACGUCCCACGCACUUGCCACCAUGCCAGAUUAUCCUACAUUAUGGAAGACGAACGAGAAAGAGUUGACUCCGAAUGGUCCAAGAGGACUGCGUUGCUUCAAUUGCAGCGAAUUUGGCCACAAAGCUUCAGUUUGCCCAGAAAUUAAGAAACACCCAGUGUGUCACUACUGUGGACAAUCUGGACAUGGAUUCAUAUCUGCACGAGACAGGGAUGAUAGACGAUUUGGAAAUCCACACCCUUGUUUCAAAGCGAUUUGUCUAAGCUGUGGACGGCAGCAGGGGAAAUAUGUUUGUCAUUCUUGUCCAGAGUGUCAAGUAACAAAAAACAAGAAGACUCCGUCCUGUGAAAUCUGUGAUAUCGAUGGACACACUUCGGCUCAUUGUCCAGACAAUUGGCGUAAAUUCUUCUCCACGACCAAAGGUCAUCAAAAUGAAGAUGGGACAAUAUCAUUCUACGGCGACAAACCGGUUUAUAAACUGCAUAAGGAUUCGUACUGUGCUGUUUGCAGUUAUAAAGGACAUCGAUAUUUCAACUGCAGAUCAACUUGCAAGACCAGCGGGGACAAGUAUACGAGGCACAAUGUCAGAAUUUUUAAUGAGCUACCACGCCUACCAACAAAAAGGAUUGUAUCUGCGACGGCAGUGUCGUCGUCACCUGUGUCGCCAAGUGACACCGUUGAUACCGCUCGACAAAAUCGACAUCACAGUUCGGAGGCUGAUGAUGCGAUAGGACAAGCUCCUGAUUUAGGUGAGAGCACCAAAUCCGAUGGCAACAGUAAGUGCAUGGAUCCCGAAUGUCGAAACAAGCUAAAACCAAAAACGUUCUGCUACGAAAUGUCCGUCAAUUCUGUCGAGCACGAAUUAAUGCUCACAGCUCAAAAUGACAAAGAAAUAUCUAAUCUCGUGGGGAAAAAGGCUCAGAUCACGGUAUUCCAAGAAAGGAAAGCGAUCCACAUCUACUCCGACUCCGAUAACAUCGAGGCGCAGAUCGAAUUGGUUAAGGUCGUUCGAGAAAUGAAGGAAAAGAAGACGAAAAACUCUCCAGAUGUGAUAGUCGUGAAAGAUGAGGAGAAAAAAGACGUAGGUGACCCAAGUUACUCUUCUGCCAAAGCGAACGACGACCAAUUGAUUGUUUCACUCACCGAGUGUGAAAGGCGUCUCGUGCAGGAGGAGCUACUAAAAAAGGACGGACUUUUUGCUCAACUCGCCGAGAAAUUGAACGUGGUCGUCAAAGUAUCGCCAGACAGCCCCGCCGUGACAUGUGAAGGUGGAACCGAUGAGAAUAGGAGACUAACGAGGAAGAAUAUCUUUGCUUGGUUGGAGUGUAAAAUGUAUAACAUGGAGUAUACGAUCCAGCUGCGGCUUAUCCCGAACCCAGUGACCAACACCCAUUUACCACUGCCCCCGCCCGUGAAAAGGAAGCACCCUCCAAGUCCAAAGCCUAGUCGGGCAUUUACCAAUAAUAAUAAACAGAUGCGACUUAACAAUCAGAAAAAUGAUGAUGACAUCGUCCCAAAUAAACCAGCUCCAAAAUUUGCAAUUUGGGAUCUACCUCCUCAACCAACGCAUUCGUCUUCGUAUGACUUCCACAACAACAAUCUGUCCUUUCCAGACUUUAACAACAACAAUAACAACAACCCCUUCAACUUUGCUAGCAGUCAGCAAAUUCCAUUCUCGAAUGAUAGAAGUGGAUUUUUCAACAAUUUCUAUACGGGCGACGACUUUCACCCCUCGUUUAAUACCAAUAACAGACCACCGUUCCAUCAUCAGCAGUUUUAUCCACCACCAAACCACAACAACUAUUACCAGAACAAUUAUGUGAACAAUCCAUUCCACCAACAACAAUACAACUGUCCACCUCGACCACCACCACCAUUUAUGGAUAACGGAUAUUUUCGCGGCGGCCGCGGCAGGGGUGCUCCAGCUCCAAACUCGUACAAACAUCCCCUUGGCAGAGAAGACCAAAUACCAGAUGGGAUUAGGAACAAUCGACUUCCAAUUAUAAUUACAAGAGAGAGAUAGACUCAUAAACUAAAUAUAUUUCUGUACGGUGUAUUAUCAACCGCAUUUUCCUAGUCUACAUUCUUAUAUGUUGACAGCGUUACUAAUUUAUUUAUGGUCGCAUGAACGACCCGUUUAAAUCUCACAUUGAUAUGAUAUGCAUUAAUUCAUCAAUACUUCGGCCGGUGAUGAUUUUGAUUGUAAUACAAAUAUUUGGUUUUGUAUUUCAUCAAUAAAUAUUUUUUGUACCUUUUUUGGCAA
This is a messenger RNA of Folsomia candida, 4013 nucleotides long. RefSeq lists its product as uncharacterized. The transcript has 9 exons. The coding region runs from base 219 to 3773 and encodes 1184 amino acids. Gene Ontology annotation, molecular function: zinc ion binding; nucleic acid binding. Lineage: Eukaryota; Metazoa; Arthropoda; Collembola; Entomobryomorpha; Isotomidae. The record is from RefSeq and is a predicted model, not a curated record.